UUUCUGCAAAAUCAGCCUGAAAAUGUUCUUAAGUGUUCUUAAAUACUGCAUAGACUACCAACAGAUGAAAUCAAUCUGCAAGCACAACAUUUUAAUUAAUUAAUGGAUAACACAUAAUUUAUAUUGAUCUACUUAGUACCGUACUUAGUACUGUACCCUAGUAGGUUAUUCUAAUCUAACUGGCAGCCAAUUUUGUGUUAUAUAAGAACAAUUUUCAUCUUUCAGGCUGAAUGUGUUCUUAUGCAUAUGGUACUUUUUUGACCAAAUUUCAGCCUGAGUGUUCUUAAUCCACUUGUUCUUUUAUACGGGAUUUUACUGUACUUGUAUUGGGAAAAGCUAUAGCGGUGUCAAGGAUGAAUCUGUGACAUUAUUUAAUUAAAAAAACGUCCCUCCAAGUUGAAUAAAACCUAGAAAUUCAUUUCUAAUAGAAUUUGAGUACUUGGGUGAAAUGCGGUUGAGUUAUAUAAAACAUGAAACUCGUAAAACGUUUUCGCAGCAAAUUUCAUGUUUUGUCAUUUCCCGCAAAGCUGCCUGCCACCACUACUUGCAAUUUUCUUCAAUGUGCAGACGAUAUUUACUAUUUUCCUGCAAAGUGCUUUUAUUCUACCACAGUUUUGUUAGUCCAGCUUAAAUAAGCAACAAUAAAAACAGCAGUGGGAAAGAUUCUAGAACAACAUUGACUUUUCGCGCACGCUUUCGCAUUUCCGCGCGCAAAUCUCUCGCUUCGUCACUAAUUUAUUUAUUAUGACGUACUUCACGUAACUCAGUCUCGAAAAACUCUUCAUGGAUAGUCUAACACAGUGAAAGAGAGAUAAAGAAGAAAAUUUAAGUCGUGAAGGACAGAGAUUUUAACACCGCUCGUUUCAAUAUGGACGCCAUGGCUUAUAUGUUUUCUGUGGCUCGCGCGAACAGCUCCAACGUGCUGGAAUUUAAUCCAGAGUGUAUCAUGCAGGAAGAUUUAAUGAGCUUGAGCAGCAAGUUUCCGUUGAUUCCUGGAUCGCAGCGCUCAAUAACAUUCUGUACAACUUGUCUCUCGCAAAAGUUACGAGAGAUGCCAACCGAUGCAGAUUUCGAUCUGACAGAUCCUUACAGUCCCCCGCCACGCUACAACGUGUUACACGAUCCACAUUUAAAGGAAUACUUUCAGAAUCAAGCCAUGCGACGAAGACUUGUCGAGAAAGGUUUUAUUACGAAUAGUGGCUAUGUCAAAUGUACGCUUCUUGAAUUCAACAUGUUCCGCCAGUGGCUCAGAAAACUGAAACUGGAUCGAGUACAUCAGCAACGCCGAAGAGAGCGGCAGAUGGAAAUACAACUCUGGAAAGAAAGACAAGCCCGUGAACAGCUUCUCCGAGACGAAGAACUUUACAGCAGCGUGCGUGAGCGAGAGCAGAAAGCCAGAGACUUAAAAGAACGUGGCGCUAAACGCCGAGAGUUAGAUCGGCGAAAAUAUCUCAAACUGCAAGAGAUAGAUCGAAAAAGGCGAGAAAAAUUCGAAGAAGAAAAGAGACGAGAAAGAGAUCUAAACGAGAGCUUAAGAGAGAAGAACCUUGCUACAAAGCAAGAGGAAAAAGUCAAAGAAGAAGAAAAAGUUCGUAGGAAAUUUUAGAUACAAAAAGCUUUAGUAUUUAAGUAAACAGGCAAUUAGAAACAGUUAAAUGAGCUCAGUCACGGUAUUUUGAGUUAUUUUGGCCACGUACAGAAUUACCUUUAAAUGAAAGGAAACCUGAAAUAAUAGUUUACUAAGAUAAAAAGAAACCACCAAAUAGAUAAUAUUAAACUAUAAGGGAACAAGGAUGCUUGAGGAUGGGGAAGAUUAACUAGGAUUACAAACCGUGGACUGAAAAAUUUGAAGCUAAACUUUCAAGAUGUGCAAACCGUGACGUAGCUGACAUAGUUCUAAAGUGUUUCCUGAUAGGUUGUUUUUUCGCACGUAAGUAACAGCUAAUCAGAAACUAUAAACCCCUUCAGAGCAUUUGCAACCUCGUUCCCAGGGCUUUUCUCCUAGAGACUGGGAAAAGUUCUGGUAACGAGGCUGGAGCAAGAGACGAUGAAGAGUAAGAGAAUGGUAAUCUAUCUCAAGUUAUUUUUAGUAUGGUACCCAGUUCUCCCUCGGAUGUUGCCACGAGCGUUGCGUGGAUGUUUUCGUGGAGGAUGGAAAUGAGCAAGCGAGCAAAAUUAACUUCACAGGAUUUUCUAUUUCUGGAUCCUUCUGGAAUUUUCGAGCCAGGGUUUGACCUAAAAAUAAAUUGCGAGGGAUUACCUUGGAAAUAAGACCUUUUUGGGGAUCGACUCUCCCACUCUUCAAACUCUCUGGCUGUUAAGCUAUACGAUUAUCAAUAUGGAAUUCUUCUCUUUGUGAGGGGAAGAGGGGAGGGGAGAAAUAGCGAUGAAAGCGCAAAGGGAGAUGAUCCAGUGACGGAUUCAGACCUUGAGCUAUAGGAGGGGGGGGGGGNCUAGACCUUGAGCUAAGUGGGGAGGGGGGCGUUCUUUCUUACUUACCCAGCUGGCUUUUCUUCCUUCGGCGAUUCUUUUUACCCAAAAGAUCCCCUAGAUCCGCCACUGCGAUCACUACAAAACUAAUUGAUAAAGCCAAGGUUGACUUUUUUUUCGGAUUAUUCAAUAGUGUUGGAUUUUGCCUUCACAGUUUCAUUUGUCAAUUUUCAAACAGAGACAGGACACAAUUUCAUUCAAUGACGGAAACAACCCAACAACG
Molecule: messenger RNA, 2713 nt
Organism: Orbicella faveolata
Lineage: Eukaryota; Metazoa; Cnidaria; Anthozoa; Scleractinia; Merulinidae
Source: RefSeq, a predicted model, not a curated record